Molecule: messenger RNA, 1614 nt
Organism: Cladocopium goreaui
Lineage: Eukaryota; Dinophyceae; Suessiales; Symbiodiniaceae
Source: the annotation of a GenBank genome assembly
AUGGCGGAAGGUGAAGCUCCCAAGAAGCGUACCUUCAAGAAGUACUCCUACCGUGGUGUGGAUCUUGACAAGCUUCUGGAUAUGAGCAACCAGGACCUCAUGGAGCUCUUCUGCGCCCGGCAGCGCCGCAAAUUCAGCAGGGGCAUCAAGCGAGCGCCCAUCACAGUGCUGAAGAAGCUCCGUAAGGCCAAGCGAGAUACUGCCUAUGGCGAGAAGCCGGAAGCUGUGAAGACUCACCUGCGCAACAUGGUCAUCGUGCCAGAGAUGAUUGGAAGCGUGGUGGGUGUGUACAAUGGCAAGCAGUACAUCACCGUGGAGAUCAAGCCUGAGAUGAUUGGCCACUACUUGGGUGAGUUCUCCAUCACCUACAAGCCCAUCAAGCACGGUCGCGCGGGUAUGAUGAGCAAGAACUCGCAGUUCGUGAUCCCGGACACGUUGGACCAGGCCUUCCAUACGUUUCCAGUGCUGGAAGGUGCACUGGGGCCUGAGUUUUCGCUAUCAGAUGGUAACAGGCAGUUCCGGAGUUCCAUAGGCCCAGAGCUGAAAACCGGAUGGGAUGCGCAUUGGAAGCGUCAGUGUUGGUCCAUGAUUUGCUAUCCCGAAAAGGUAGGUCUACUCUCAGUGCAGAGAGAUCAGAGAGAUGGGAAGGAGUAUGACGAGCUGCUCAGCGGCUACUAUUUCAAAUAUGGCAAAAGAGUGUGGAAGGCCGACGACCAUCCGGAGCUCACGUUCUGGCAAGCUGGCAUGCGCGCUGGAGGAGUGGUCGAGUACCACGGUAUCCAGCCAGGCGGUGAGAUGCAAGUCACAGAGAUCAAGAGGAAGAGAGCCUGGUCUGGCUGCUUCAAGGACGUUUUAGGUCUGAAGUGCCACUGUGGCUAUGCGGCUAUGCCCUCCACCUGCCCGCUGAGAGAUGACAAUCCCGGGAUGUCAUGGUGUGGAGGUUUCUGCCCUCUUGCUGCUUUGUGGGCCGAGUUUGGGAUCUCAGUUGCUGGAAAAAUCGAUGCGAGAUUCCAAGACGAGCUGACUCUGAGGAGGUAUUCGGAAGGGUAUCGCAGCUGGAUGUUCCAAUUAGGCAUUCUAGUCUCAAGCCGCUUGAAACGUGUCGUUAUGCUCCGGCUGCACGUUUCUCCAGUCCACCGUGGGCUACUGGGGCGACCGUUACCCGGACUAGCUCCUUCCGUGCGAAAACGUCCAGCACCGCAAUCGUUUCAGUCGCGGCCAUCGCGCCUUUCCAUGGUGGCCACGUUUGCUUCUUCAAAUGUCCCUGUGGCAGCACAGCGGGCAGCUAAAAUCACAGGUUUGUAUAUUGGAGUGAUUGGUAUUGCCCUCUUUGUUGCGCCUGUGACAUGCUUCUCGAUCCUCUUCGAUCCAACUGAAAUCAAGCCAAUCUGGAUUCGUGUUUUUGGAUCCUUGUGUGCAUUGCUGGGCUGGUAUUACCGAGGAGCCUCACAGGACAGUCGAGGAUUUCUGGUUGCCACCGUCUCUGGGCGCUAUCUGCUGGCCCUGGCGCUCUGCAUAGCUGUUGCCAUCGACAAGCAGAAGCACUUGGGUCUUCUCCUUCUGGCGGCCACCAACGCUGUGGGGGCCUACUUGAUGCAUCGCGCAUUGAGAUGA